Linum tenue is the source of this 2167-nucleotide messenger RNA. Lineage: Eukaryota; Viridiplantae; Streptophyta; Magnoliopsida; Malpighiales; Linaceae. The record is from the annotation of a GenBank genome assembly.
GAGGUGGCCUCCGCCUGCGUUUUCCUUCUUCCGGUCAAUAAAGAGUUGUAAAAAAAUAAGAGAGAUUCCAAGGAAAAACGCAGCAACAACGAAGCACUACACCGAGGGAAGGAGAGAGAUAGAGAGGAGUCGGCGGUUGAAGGUUUCAUCCCGCAGCCGAAACCCUAAUUGAGCCUUCUCUCUUCUUCUUCUACUUCUGUUUCGGUUCUGCAGCAGCCACCACAAGUGCCUGGGAUUCAUGUGAUGGUGCUGUGUUUCCCGUCUUUCUCGAUUUGGGUGGUGUUUCGUGGUUGAUUUCGAUUCUUCCCUCGGUCGCGUUGUCGGAUUGCUUCGUUGAUUUUGAGUGGAUCAGUUGCUGUUUCGGGAGUGUGUUUUGUUGUGCUCGCCAUCAUCAUCGAUGGUUUAGCUAUUGGAUUGGUUGCUGCUGGGGAUUCUUUUGCGCGUGGCAGUUCUAGGGAGGAGGUUGUGGAAGAUGGAUUUGGUGAAUAGCUGCAAGGAAAAGUUGGCUUAUUUUCGAAUAAAGGAGCUGAAGGAUGUCCUGACUCAGUUAGGGCUAUCAAAGCAGGGGAAAAAGCAGGACCUAGUUGAUCGCAUAUUGAAUGUCCUGCACGAUGCACAAGGUUCCAAGGCGUGGCCAAAGAGGGUGUUCUUGGAAGGGACGAAGCAGCAAAACUUGUUGAUGACAUUUACAGGAAUUCUAAGUUUUAUUUUCAACUGGUCCACUUUUCUUGCACAAGCGUAUGCCAAGUGUAAGGACUUGAUCCUCUUAAGAAUGAUUUGUACUGUGGCUUAUCCGUGGAACCACUAUUUUUCCAACUGCAGUGUGAGGAUCCCAGAUGCCAGCUUUUGGAUUGCAAUGGCUCAUCCACUAUCUUCUGUGAAGCUGGCCAUUACAAAUAUCCCAACUGAUGGCACAAAUCCAGUGCAGAAUAUAGAGAAGUCAUUUCACCUGACGAGGGCAGAUAAGGACCUAUUGACUAAGCCAGAAAUUGAUGUGCAGGCGUGGUGCAUGCUUUUGAAUGACAAAGUCCCAUUUAGGAUGCAGUGGCCUCAACAUGCUGAUUUACAAGUCAUGGUGUACCUGUUCGUGCGAUUAAUAGACCUGGCUCGCAACUGCUCGGGGCAAAUGGCCGUGAUGAUGGUCCAAUUAGUCAGUGGCCACAUCACACCAUGUACGAAGGAUGGGAUCAAUAAAUAUCGUUCUGGAUUUGAUGCCCGGGUUUUCUGCUUGGGGGUAAGGAUAGUGAAGCGGCGUACACUUCAGAUACUUGGGUUGAUACCUAAAGAGUCUGAUGGUGAACAAUUUGAAGACGCACUUUCUCGUGUUUGCCGUUGUGUUGGUGGUGGAGCUCCAACUGAUGGUGCUGACAGUGACAGCGAUCUCGAAGUUGUUGCAGACUCCAUUACUGUCAAUCUUCGUUGUCCUUGGCAAUGCCCCAUUUGUCUGAAGAACUACUCAUUGGAUAGUGUAAUCGUCGAUCCUUUUUUCAACCGCAUCACUACUAAGAUGAGGCACUGUGGCGAGGAUGUAACAGAGAUUGAGCAUACCAAAUGGGGAGGUUCAGUCAAAGGUGGUGGAAACAGGGAAGCAAGUCAAGCAGGAAGGAACAACAGAUUGCAGCCGGAUAACUUUCAGCAGAAAGUUAUUCCCAUGACUAGCAGCGGUACUGGCAGUGGUGAGGAUCCAAGUGUGAAUCAGGAUGCUAUUUCUGCUCCAGUGGCAGCGGAUGCUGCAGAGAUCAUUGUUCUUAGUGAUACAGAUAUGAAAAAUGAUAUACUGGUGUCUUCUGGCGCUGGCUUCAACAACAACCAGAAUGAUGUUGGUGCGGGCUGGCCAUUAGAUUCGUCAAUGCAUUCCAAUAGAGAGAUCAUCAUCAGGUCGAUGCAUCGUCGAAUAAUGGUGGGCUUCGAUCUGAGGAUUGGAUCUCUCUUAGGCUGGGAGGUGGUGCUGCCUGCUGCUGGCGGUGGUCAUGGUGAAUCUGUACCACUUGCAAAUGGCAGCUUAACUUCAAGACAUGCGAUGCCUACUAAUAGAGAUGGUGCUAUGGGUUCUUUGACCGACACUGGAGCAGAAAUGCCUUGCCUGAGCCUCUCCCGCUUCAUCUUCUUCUUGGAGACUGGCUUCUUCUUCUUCUUCAUUUGUGACGCGAAAUUCCUUUGGGCGUAA